GGGACACAGCCCUAAGCCAAAGAAAAAAUGAAGAUAUCAAACAAAGCAUUUGCCUCUACCAUGAUCUUCUUUCUUUUAAUCCUUCCUUUAACCCAUUCCUUCAACUAUCAACAAGCUCUCUCCAUUAGUCUCCUCUACUUCGAGUCGCAACGCUCCGGUCGCCUUCCCUACAACCAAAGACUCACUUGGCGCCACCAUUCCGGCCUCACUGAUGGCCUCCAUCAAGGAGUGGACUUGGUUGGAGGGUACUAUGAUGCUGGCGAUAACGUUAAAUUCGGUUUACCAAUGGCAUUCACCGUCACAAUGCUGUCGUGGGGCGUUAUUGAAUAUGGAGAACAAAUUGCAGCCGCGGGAGAGUAUAUUCAUGCCCUGGAGGCUAUCAAGUGGGGCACUGAUUACUUCAUCAAAGCUCACCCGCACCCAAACGUCUUAUGGGCUCAAGUGGGAGACGGGGCAACAGAUCACUACUGCUGGCAGCGGCCGGAAGACAUGACGACGUCGCGACAAGCCUACAAGAUAGACGAAAACAACCCGGGCUCGGAUGUUGCUGGAGAGACCGCAGCAGCAAUGGCAGCUGCAGCAAUUGUUUUCAGUAGAACAAACCCACAUUACUCUCAUCUACUACUCCACCAUGCAGAAGAGUUGUUUGAAUUUGGUGACAAGUAUAGAGGGAAAUAUGAUGAGAGUAUUGAAGUAGUAAAAGGGUAUUAUCCGUCCGCAAGUGGGUACAUGGAUGAGUUGCUGUGGGCAGCAACGUGGCUUUACAAAGCAAGUGGAAAAGAAGAAUAUUUAAAAUAUGUAAUUGAAAAUGCUUUGGAUUUUGGUGGGAUUAGUUGGGCCAUCAAUGAGUUCAGUUGGGAUAUUAAGUAUGCUGGUCUCCAAAUCCUUGCAUCCAUGUUGGCAGUAGAGGAAAAGCAGAAAGAAGAGAAGUUGAUAGUAGAAGCAUACAAAUCAAAAGCCGAGCACUACCUAUGCAGUUGCCUCAACAAGAGUUCCACUAAUAACAACCUUAAACGCACCCCAGGAGGGUUACUAUACACCCGCAAAUGGAACAAUCUCCAAUACGUCACCACCGCAACUUUCCUUCUCACACUCUACUCUGACCAUCUCGAAUCCUCAAAUCAACGCCUCAGAUGCAGCAACGAUGAUGAAGUGGGGCCUGAAGAAAUGUUGAGUUUAGCUAAGUCACAAGUUGACUACAUCUUGGGGGAGAAUCCAAUGGGGAUGAGUUACUUGGUUGGGUUCGGUGGAAGGUACCCGGAAAGGGUGCACCACAGAGGAGCGUCGAUGGAAUCGGUAAAAGAGAAAAGGGGUUUCAUUGGAUGUGUGCAGGGGUAUGAUGACUGGUAUGGACGUGUUGAUGGGAACCCUAAUGUGUUGAUGGGUGCGGUGGUGGGUGGGCCUAAUGAGAGAGAUGAAUUUAACGAUGAACGGUCUAAUUUUAGGCAGACUGAAGCUUGUACUUAUAAUACGGCGCCCUUAGUUGGUGUCUUCGCCAGGUUUAAUCAAUUACAAUCUCAAAACCAUGAUUUUUAGACUAUAUCACCCACAAACACACUGUGUACCCAAAACUCAACUUUCCCGAUAUACUUUUAGAAAGGAAUGAAAAUAAUUGAAAUUUGUCCGAAAUAUUUAAGAAACGAAUGACGAAGAAAUAGAAAUUGUCCUAUGCAUAUAUUUAAUUCGGUA
This is a messenger RNA of Cucumis sativus (cucumber), 1689 nucleotides long. Its product is annotated as endoglucanase 11. The record is from RefSeq and is a predicted model, not a curated record. The transcript has 5 exons. Gene Ontology annotation, biological process: carbohydrate metabolic process. Gene Ontology annotation, molecular function: hydrolase activity, hydrolyzing O-glycosyl compounds. Bases 28 to 1536 code for a protein of 502 amino acids. Lineage: Eukaryota; Viridiplantae; Streptophyta; Magnoliopsida; Cucurbitales; Cucurbitaceae.